CCUUCAUCGGUUGUCCUUAAGUUGUACAUCAUCCACCUUACCUCGCCAGUUCAAUAUUUUGUUCUUGUGCAUACAGAUCAAUAUGGCCGAGGCAGUAGUGAGCAAUGGAUGCAAUGAAGUUGUUCUCAACUUUAAAGAUGGAGAAAAUACUCCUUCCCCUUCUGUGUGUUUCAUGCAGAAGAUAAUAGCUGAGAUUUUUGGCACAUACUUCUUGGUUUUUGCUGGUUGUGCGGCCGUGGUGGUGAAUUCGGACAAGGACAAGGUUGUGACACUGCCUGGAAUUGCCAUAGUGUGGGGACUGGCGGUGAUGGUGAUGAUUUAUGCUGUUGGCCAUAUUUCUGGUGCUCAUUUUAAUCCUGCUGUCACCAUUGCUUUUGCUACCUGCAAGAGGCUUCCAUUGAAACAGGCACCAGCUUAUGUAGCAGGUCAAGUUCUUGGAGCGACACUGGCGGCUGGAACUCUUCGAUUGCUAUUCCAGGGGAAGCAUGACCACUUUGCUGGAACGGCACCAACUGGGUCAGACUUGCAGUCUUUUGUGAUUGAGUUCAUAAUCACAUUCUACCUGAUGUUUGUUAUAUCUGGAGUUGCAACUGAUAACAGAGCUAUUGGAGAGCUUGCAGGGCUCGCUGUCGGUGCCACUGUGCUGCUUAAUGUGAUGAUUUCAGGACCAAUAUCAGGAGCAUCAAUGAACCCUGCAAGAAGCUUGGGACCUGCCCUUGUUUCAAACCAGUAUAAGGGUAUAUGGAUUUACUUGACUUCACCCAUCCUUGGAGCCAUAGCUGGAGCUUGGAUGUACAAUACGGUGAGGUACACAGACAAGCCCUUGCGCGAGAUUACCAUGAGCGCUUCAUUCCUGAAGAGUGUAAACCGGCCCUAAGAGUUCAAUUAAGGAGUUUAAUUUACAGAAUGAAUAGGCUAAUUAACUUGUGUACACUAAAAGAUAGAUUUUGGAGGUUUUCAACUAAUUCAUGUUACUGGGGUGGAUUGACAUUUUAGCCUCUUAGGAUGUAUGUAUUCAGUCCGGUAAUGUGAAAGUAAAAUAAGUUGAACUUGUUA
Mangifera indica (mango) is the source of this 1056-nucleotide messenger RNA. RefSeq names its product aquaporin NIP1-1-like. Bases 83 to 877 code for a protein of 264 amino acids. Gene Ontology annotation, biological process: transmembrane transport. The record is from RefSeq and is a predicted model, not a curated record. The transcript has 5 exons. Gene Ontology annotation, cellular component: membrane. Lineage: Eukaryota; Viridiplantae; Streptophyta; Magnoliopsida; Sapindales; Anacardiaceae. Gene Ontology annotation, molecular function: channel activity.